Messenger RNA from Morus notabilis, 2119 nucleotides. RefSeq names its product O-fucosyltransferase 9. The transcript has 10 exons. The record is from RefSeq and is a predicted model, not a curated record. Lineage: Eukaryota; Viridiplantae; Streptophyta; Magnoliopsida; Rosales; Moraceae. The coding region runs from base 256 to 1962 and encodes 568 amino acids.
CAAUUAUUAAAAAUUCCAUAAAUCAUUCCAAUCCAGUCUCUAUCUUUCUCUUUCUAUCCAUUAUUUAACCGCCACGAAAUCACUUCUCACCUUUUGUUUCUCGAGAAAAAAAAAAGAAAACAACUUUUCUUUGCUUUCUCGAGAAAAUUAAACUCAAUUACGCCGCUAAAUUUCGAAAUCCGCUAAAUGUUUCUCAAGCCCAGAUCUUGACCCCUCCCUCCUUCCUCACCGGAACCCUAGCUUUUCUCUACCGCAAUGCAUGGCUACAGCCGCCUCGGUACCCGCGGCGGCGGCGGCGGCGGCUCGCCACCGUCGUCGCCGCGGUUCCGCCAUGGCAGGAGCAAGAGCGGAGGAGGCGGAAGGGGAUCGAAGCAGAGCGUGAUGGAGAGGAUCGUGCUCUUGCUGAUUUCGGCGAUGUUUCGGAGGAGAGGCGUGCUGUUGCUGGCUCCGCUGCUGUACAUUUCCGGAAUGCUGCUUUACAUGGGCUCGGUGAGCUUCGACGUCGUCGGGAUAAAAAACGGCGUUGUCGUGGUCCACAAGCGCCACCCGCCGGGCUCCGUGUAUCGGAGUCCUCAGGUCUUCGAGAAGCUCUGGCCUUUUAUGCAAGCCGAGAGCAAUGGAAGUGAAAACGCGAUGAUGUCAGUGUGGAAUUCUACAGUGCAUCAAGUUUGGAAGCCUUGUCUUCACAGGGACAUCCCAAAAGCAGGACUGCCAAAGUCAAAUGGGUUCUUCAUAAUUGAAGCAAAUGGUGGGUUAAACCAGCAACGUCUGUCGAUCUGUGAUGCGGUGGCUGUGGCUGGACUAUUGAAUGCAACGCUUUUAAUUCCAAUUUUUCAUUUAAAUAGUGUGUGGCGAGACUCCAGCAACUUCAGGGACAUAUUUGAUGAAGAUUUCUUUAUACAUACGCUCAGACAUCACGUGAAUGUGGUCAGAGAGCUCCCGGAAGAUAUACUACAGCGGUUUGAUAAUAAUAUAAGCAACAUUGUGAAUCUGAGAGUAAAAGCUUGGUCAAGUCCAACCUACUAUCUACAUAAGGUCCUCCCAAAGUUGAUGAACAUGGGGGCUGUGCGCAUUGCUCCUUUUUCCAACAGAUUGGCUCAUGGUGUUCCUUCAAGCAUUCAAGGACUUAGAUGCUUAGUGAAUUUUGAAGCGCUAAGAUUCUCAAAACCUAUAAAGGGACUGGCAGAGAAAAUGGUAGACCGUAUGUUUAAGAAAAGCUACCAGAGUGGUGGAAAAUAUGUAUCCGUACAUCUCCGGUUUGAGGAGGAUAUGGUUGCCUUUUCAUGCUGUGAAUAUGAUGGAGGGGAGGAAGAGAAACGCGAGAUGGACAUAGCUCGAGAAAGAAGUUGGAGAGGAAAAUUCAGGAGAAGGGGUAGAGUUAUAAGGCCUGGUGCGAACCGAGUAGAUGGAAAAUGCCCUUUAACUCCCUUGGAGGUCGGAAUGAUGCUCAGAGGCAUGGGUUUCGACAAUACAACCUCAGUUUACGUUGCAGCAGGGAAAAUUUAUAAAGCAGAAAAGUAUAUGGCCCCACUUAAACAAAUGUUUCCCCGUUUAGAAACGAAAGAUACGCUGGCUACCCCAGAAGAACUUUCUCCAUUUAAGGGCCACUCGUCCAGGUUGGCCGCUCUUGAUUACACGGUUUGCCUUCACAGUGAAGUCUUUGUGACCACUCAGGGUGGCAAUUUUCCCCACUUCUUGAUGGGCCAUAGGCGCUACCUGUACGGUGGACAUGCGAAGACUAUCAAACCGGAUAAGAGGAAACUAGCCGUGUUGUUCGAUAAUCCCAAAAUCAGAUGGGAAGACUUCAAACGACAAAUGCGCGACAUGCUUCGCCACAGUGAUCAAAAGGGUAUUGAAUUGAGAAAGCCCAGUGGGUCACUUUAUACAUUUCCUAUGCCAGAUUGCAUGUGUAAACAAGCAGAAGCUAGGACUGAAAAUAGUAAUACUACAAGACGCUUGUAACUUUCAACAUAGCUUGUACCUUUCAACAUAGAAUUGCUCUCAAUUACUUUUUAUUUUUAUUUUUUAUAACACGUGUAGUCUAUAUUGUAUUAUUUCUUAAUUCUUUUAGGGGUCUUGUACGCUAAAACAAUUGUACAUGGAACAUGAUAAAUUAUGG